Molecule: messenger RNA, 1035 nt
Organism: Phoenix dactylifera (date palm)
Lineage: Eukaryota; Viridiplantae; Streptophyta; Magnoliopsida; Arecales; Arecaceae
Source: RefSeq, a predicted model, not a curated record
UCCCCGCUUCACCAUUCGGUGCUCGGACUCAUUUCCAGUGCAGGAGGGGGAGAGGGAGAGCGGGAGAAGAUGGGGGUGAAGGUCUAUGGCGCAACCAUGUCCACGUGCACGGCACGUGUGCUCCUGUGCUUGGAGGAGAUGGGGGCCGAGUACGAGCUGGUGCCCAUCGACUUCUCCACCGGCGAACAUAAGCAGCCCGCUCACCUCGCCCGCAACCCCUUCGGCCAGGUGCCUGCCUUUGAGGACGGUGCUCUGAUUCUCUACGAAUCUCGAGCAAUUGCAAGAUACAUUCUUCGCAAAUACAAGUCCUCUGGUGGUGACCUUUUGAAGGAGGGUAGCUUGGAGGAGUCAGCCAUGGUGGAUUUGUGGUUGGAAGUGGAAUCCCAGCAAUUCAACCCAGCCAUUGGUCCCAUCUUCUACCAAAUCUUCAUCUUCCCUAGGUUUGGAAAUGUCCCGGAUCAGGCGGUCAUCGACACCAACUUGGAGAAGCUCUGCAAGGUGCUCGACGUGUAUGAGGCCAGGCUCUCAAAGACCAAGUACUUGGCUGGAGACUUCUUCAGCCUUGCCGAUCUCAGUCACGUACCUUUGCUCCAUUACUUCAUGGCCACCCCUCAUGCAUCCGUCGUCAAUUCGCGCCCGCAUGUCAAGGCAUGGUGGGAGGGCGUUUCGUCGAGGCCGGCGUGCAAGAAGGUGACCGCUGCCAUGCCUGCAUCUGCAUGAAAGGAUCAGUUGGUGGCCAUGGAGAUCAGAGGAAAUGAAUAAAUUGUCUCUCCUUUAGUUGUUGGUCUAAGUUGUCUGUGUUUUGGUGCGUGCCAUGUUGUGAGUCCAAGUCUCCUGAAGCACUUUUUUGUGCUUAGGAUGGCAUGUUGGAAAAUAAAAUAUGUUGUUAUCUAUCUUUUCUUGCAUCCACUUUGAGUUUCUAUGCAUUUUGAUCAUCCUGUUGACAAAUAUGUGCAAAUGUAUCCUUUUCUUUUUCUUUUACUAUUAUGUAAGAAAACAUUGUGGGAAUGAGAUCUUGGGAGUUUGAAUCUGAAA